Dracunculus medinensis (Guinea worm) is the source of this 693-nucleotide messenger RNA. The record is from the annotation of a GenBank genome assembly. Lineage: Eukaryota; Metazoa; Nematoda; Chromadorea; Rhabditida; Dracunculidae.
AUGAUUGGGCAGUCGUUUACAAACAUUAUUUCACCUAUGCUUUCAAAUCUCUCUGCGCAAACAGAAAUAAUAAAUCAAGGCCAAUCAGAAAUGCCGAAACGAAAUGCUUUUAAUAAUGAAAAUCGGAAUUCCUAUGGAAAUGCUUUCUUUGAUUUUGCUAAUGCUAUUUUACGUGCCCCUAGCGAACGUGGCGAAUACUCACUGAGACACCGAAUACAGCAAAAUCAAUAUGAUCACAAUAUAGAUCCAUUUUUAACGAUCCGUCAACUUGCACCAGGUGCUCGGAAUAAUUUCGGUAUACCUCAGGGUGAAGGAUGUUUACCAUUUCUAACCGAAGUGAUGAAGUUGGCGUAUGGAAAUUGCGUUAAAGAAGCCGAUGAAAAAGCCUGGGAUACAUGGAGUGAUCAAAUUAAUAAUGCACUCUUUGGUGGAAAAGUUGAUCUUCUAUAUGCGACGAAGGAGACAUGCAAACGAGGUGCUGAACGACAACACUGUGGACAAUUGCGUAAAGUGAUCAGUGAAUGCGAUAUUCUUGGUUCACUUCAAGUUGCUAUACAAAUGCAACGAGCGAUUAAAAGAUGCGAUGAUAUUUCUGGAAUUGUCGAUCAGAAUCCUAUACAAGUACUAAAUCAAAUGAAUGGUAUUAUUGGCGGUGAAUUCGCGCACGGUUUUAUACAUAAGUUUUUAGGAUGA